This is a messenger RNA of Lingula anatina, 3783 nucleotides long. Its product is annotated as protein zyg-11 homolog B. NCBI's taxonomy places the organism in Eukaryota, Metazoa, Brachiopoda, Lingulata, Lingulida, Lingulidae. Gene Ontology annotation, cellular component: Cul2-RING ubiquitin ligase complex. The record is from RefSeq and is a predicted model, not a curated record.
ACCUACGAAUGUUGAUGUUGAGUGUGACCACUAAUAUUACGACCCAGUGUUUUUCAGUUAGGGGAGCUUAUGUUGGUAGCUCUGAUGAUAGAUCAACACAAUGUAUAACAUGCCAGCAAGUCUGCAAGAUACUUGCAUAGAAUGUAUCUGUGACAACAUAGAGAGACUAUGUGAUGUGCAAAACACACCUACAGAACCCAGGCUGGUGUUCAAGGAGGCUGAUGUCUACUUCCAUAACAAUCUUUCAGACCAACUGUUAGCACGGCUCAAUGAGAAGGGGAGGUUAAAAGAUGACACACUGUCCUUAUUCAAUGGACAGAACACAACCUUACGUAGGGUGAAUAUCAGCUCAGCCCCAGUCACAGUGAAAGGCAUUACAGUGAUGAAGGAACAUAAGAUAUCAGAGUUAAGGGCAAGUGGGAUGAAUUAUGUUAAUAUUAACAAUAUCAUCAGCUGUUUAAGUGACUGGUCACUGACCAACUUACGACUGCUGGAUGUUGGAAAAAGUUCUUUUAUAUUUUCCAAAUAUGGUUUGAUUCUUUAUCUGUCCCGGCUCAAAGGAUUGCAGCAUCUGAAUGUGUCUAGCACCAAGUUUAAUAGACAUGACUUGGAGCUUAUAACACAACAGCUACCUCUGUUAGAGAAGUUGGAUAUAUCUUGUACUCUAGUGAACAAUAUUACUGCCCUUAAACGGUGUAAGACCAGGUUACGGGUACUUAAAAUGUAUAAACUUGGGGCUGUCAACAAUCCAGACUUUGCAGCAGUUUUGAUGGAGCUCAGCAAACUUAGAUGUCUGGAUGUUUCUGAUGAUGCUACUGUUACUCCACUUGCAGAACCAGAAGGGAAGGGCACCUUUGCAGAAAUACUUGCUAGAACUCCACCCUGUUUCCCACACAUAGAUUACCUGGAUAUCUCAGGCACAGAUGGGGUAUCGGAGGCACAGUUAAGUUGUUUCCUAGAAAAUCAUCCUAAUGUAAAAUUCAUUGGCCUAGCUUUGACUGAAUUGUGCUUCAUGACAAUGUUCACAGAGGAGAGCAGUACAGAUUUCAGGAAAAAUCUACAGGUAACUGGAGAUGCCACGGAACGUCAGAUUGUCGAAGCUCUCAAAAAGUACUCUGAUCGUGGUUUGUUUGUGCAGAAAUCUCUGUACAACCUGUUUAGCUUGACACAUGGUAUCUCACAGGCAAGAGCGGACCUCAUUGAUGUGAUCUUGCCAGGGAUGAAGAAUCACAGCAGAGAGUUGGGAGUGCAGAUGGCAGCCACAGCAUGUCUGUAUAACCUGACCAAGGCAGACUUUGGAGUGAAGACACACCCAAGCUGUCUGAGGAGGGUUGUGGAACUCACUUUGGAUGCCAUGGAAAACUUUCCUAAUCAUCAGCAGCUCCAGAAGAAUACAUUAUUGACUCUGUGCAGUGAUAGGAUAUUGCAGGAAGUGAUUUUUGAUCGAUUUCGAUGUGCCCGUCUAGUAAUGGAAUGUCUUUGUUCCUUUGAUGACCCUUCCAUGAGCAGGAUGGCUGUGGCAAUAUGCUCCAUCCUAGCUGCAAAGAUCCCAACUGAGCAGACAUCUCAGCUUGGCACUAAACUUCGGUACAUGCAAAAACUGCUGUCUAUUGUGAAGGAGAAAGCUGAGUCACAGGUGGUGGACAUCACCAUGAAGUUCAGCCUCAGUGCUCUUUGGAAUCUUACAGAUGAAUCUCCUGCCACUUGCAGUAUAUUUAUCAGUGAAGGUGGCCUGGAGUUGUUCAUGCAAGUGUUAGAGAGUUAUGUAUCAGCUGCAGAUGACAAAAGGAUUCAGAUUGAAACUAAAGUUCUUGGACUCCUGAACAAUAUUGCAGAGGUUCCAGAUCUUCGAGAACGCUUGCUGAAUGAUGAAUGCAUAGAGGCACACAGACGACUCCUUGCAUCCAAACACAUAGAUGUGAGUUACUUUGCUGCUGGUAUUGUCUCCCACCUGAUCAGUGUGGAACCUUUAUGGCUAGGGAGACAGGCACUCAGGAAGGAACUACUACUGGAAUUGGGUCAAGCUGUGGGGUGCUGGUCUCAACCAAACAAUGAAAUGGUGGCAUACAGGUCUUUCCACCCAUUCUUUCCCCUGCUACAAUGUGGCAGUCCUUCAGAAGUCCAGCUGUGGGCUGUUUGGGCUAUACACCAUGUCUGCUCCAAGAAUGCAAGUCGCUACUGCCCAAUGCUUAAGGAGGAGGGAGGAAGCAGUUUAAUCAGAGCAUUGUUGAGGUCUGCAGAUACUGACCAAAGAGUUGUGCUGAUUGCCAGGCAGAUAAUGGACUUGGCAAAGGAAAACUACUGAUGACUCGCUCUCUGUUGAGAUAGCUGCUUAAUAUGUUCACAGAUAUAUUUGUGUGGACACAGUCCCUAUUUAGAUGACAAAGGUAGGAUAGAAAGAUGGUUAAACUAGAGUUACUUGGGUCAUCUAAGGGAUAAUUUAUCUUACAUGGUUGGCCCAGUCACUCUUGUUUGAAGAAUUGAUCUGACAUUUAACCAGGAGUGCCAAAAUGGAAAAAUUCAUUGUUUGCUGUGUUUUAAGAGUAGACUUGCAACUGAAAGCAUAGGGAGUCCACUUUCAAAUGCAUGUAGGGUAUGUCAUGUGUAGAGUUGACAACCCCAGCCAACACAUUGCUGAAAAUGUAAAAGAGGACAUUUGCUUGACAGUUGUCUCACUAAUGGAAUAAUUGAGUACAGGAGGUUGACAUUGUAUGUUGUAAAUUUUUUUUGGCUUAUUUUGCGGUUGUGUACAAAACUUCUUCCAUUUAAUUACAAUAUGGUGCUAUGUCUAGAAACAGUUUUAUGGUGUAUAGUCAUUGAGCAAUAAAAGAUUGUUUUAAUGCCUUCCACCACUUUCGUCUGAGUGUGCGUACAGACCUAUGCCAAUUUUUAUUCAAGGCUUGCCUGUCUAACAGAUUUUGUUAAAUUCAAGGUGCACUUGAAACACUUACCUACACUGGAUAUGUACAUUUGUAUACUAUUGUGAUUGGUGUCUUUGUUAGAGGUCUACUAAACAUGCUUCUGCAGUUGCCUUGCUUUGUACAAGUCAUACUUUUUGUACCCACUUCUAGAUUGCAGCAUUAAAAGUUAAUAAGUAUUUUUUUAUCUAAUCCAUGCAUUAAAAAGGAGCAUUACUGAUUAGUGCAAACUGAUCUGUUUGUUCAUUAGAAAUUGCAAGAAAUAUUUUAGCACUGCCAAAAUGAUAUAAACAAAGAAAAUCAACAUAAAAAAUAUCAGAGAUAAAACUUUUGAUGGCUGCUGCACUUAUUGGGAUCGUUUUUUCCAGAUAUAUCUAUUUUUUUCCCAGUCCAUUUAAGAUUUGCACAAAUACAAAAGUAUUUAAGGAUCACUUUGACAUGGUCUCUGUUAUGAUCCUUCUGUAUAUUUUGGUUUGGCCAGUAGCAGUUAUAAAGCCAACAAGUGUGCAAUCAACUUAAGAUUAAGUUGUUAAUUUAUCAAGGUAAUUUGUUAUUUAAACUGAAUUGUCGAUAUUCACAGAUAUAUGAAGAAGUGAUUGUCAUUUAAAUGCCUAUAAGCACAAGAAAUACAGUGCUCAUUGAGUUAUUGAGAACUGCUCUUCCAAUUGUGAUGUAAUUUUUGUUCCAAGUAGAGCUUUGCUUGAAACAUGGGGGAGUAUGUCCCUAUGAAGAUGAUAGAGUAAAGUAAGGAGACUUCUUACCUUAGUUUAUUCACUUGUUAAAGGCAAAUGACUUGCUUUUGAUAUGGCUUCUUCAUAUUUGAAUUCAGUUUGUGAUGUUUUAUUCUUAUAAUAGUCUUUUUAUC